Lactuca sativa (garden lettuce) is the source of this 618-nucleotide messenger RNA. The record is from RefSeq and is a predicted model, not a curated record. Lineage: Eukaryota; Viridiplantae; Streptophyta; Magnoliopsida; Asterales; Asteraceae.
AUGAAUCUCGAUACUUUGUUUAUGAAAAAGGGGAAAAUAUUCCUUGUUAUGCAUUUGGUGGUUGAGGGAUUUAUUUUGGUAUUGUGCAGCUAUGAACUGAAAGGGGUUGAGGAAGAAGAAAUAGCUCGGUUAGCUGAGGAUGGUGACAUAUACAACAAGUUGUCUAGAUCAUUUGCUCCUGAGAUUUUUGGGCAUGAAGAUAUCAAGAAAGCUCUUUUACUCUUAUUAGUGGGGACUCCUCAUCGGAAGCUCAAGGAUGGGAUGAAGAUAAGAGGGGAUCUACAUAUAUGUUUGAUGGGUGAUCCUGGAGUUGCAAAAAGUCAGCUGCUUAAGCACAUAAUUACUGUUGCACCAAGAGGUGUGUAUACAACUGGAAAAGGAAGCAGUGGUGUUGGUCUUACAGCUGCUGUUCAGAAGGACCCGGUCACACAUGAGUUUGUGCUGGAAGGGGGGGCAUUGGUGCUGGCUGAUAUGGGGAUAUGUGCGAUUGAUGAGUUUGAUAAGAUGGAUGAGUCAGACAGGACUGCCAUACAUGAAGUCAUGGAGCAGCAGACGUUGUUGCUGGUGCCAAUCCUGCCUGGUAUUAUUUACUCUUACCAAUUAUCAUUUAUUUUUUAA